Molecule: messenger RNA, 393 nt
Organism: Porites evermanni
Lineage: Eukaryota; Metazoa; Cnidaria; Anthozoa; Scleractinia; Poritidae
Source: the annotation of a GenBank genome assembly
GGCUGCCGUUACAGGUCACUUAAAUUUCUGGAAUUGGACGGGCGUUCAAUUUUGCAACAAGUUUGGCUGAGUACUGAGAAUUCACAGACUAUACCAAUAAUUGUUGCAGUUUCUGUAAUAAUUCUAUCACCUAUCAUCGUUUUCGGAAAUUUACUGGUCGUUUUCUCCAUUUGGAAAGAUUCUCUGAAGAAGCUUUGGUCAUGGCCAUCAAACUGUAUUAUAUUAUCUAUGGCAGUUGCCGAUUUAAUGGUUGGGAUAGUUACUUGUCCAUUGACAGCGUAUUGGGGUUGGGCUGUUCAUCAAAUGAAGAAUCCGACCUUUGGCCCAGUGACAUUUAGUAUUACCUUUUUAAAUAUCAGCGUCACCCACAUGCUUCUGUUGACAAUUGACAGG